AUGAGUGACACUGACUUCAAUCAUUGUGUGCCCAGCGGUCUUGGAAAUUCACAACGGGAAUAUGAAAAGCAGGUUGUACUGUAUAGUAUCCGCAAUCAACUACGGUACCGCAAUAACCUAGUUAAACAUGUUAAGAAAGAUGAACGUAAAUACUAUGAGGAACUGUUAAAAUACAGUAGAGAUCAUCUCAUGUUAUACCCAUACCACUUGUCAGACAUCAUGGUCAAAGGUUUGCGGAUAACACCAUUUUCAUAUUACACAGGAAUAAUGGAGGAUAUAAUGAACAGUGAAAAAAGCUAUGAUUCAUUGCCCAAUUUUACUGCUGCAGAUUGCUUAAGGCUUCUUGGCAUAGGAAGAAACCAGUACAUUGAUCUAAUGAAUCAGUGUAGAUCAUCCAAAAAAUUUUUCAGAAGGAAAACUGCCCGUGAUCUGCUACCCAUGAAGCCAGUUGAGAUUGCCAUAGAUGCCUGGUGGGUUGUUCAGGCCGGUUACAUCACAGAGGAUGAUAUAAAGAUUUGCACUACCUCUGAAAAAUCUGCUAUUGAUAAAAUCAUUGAUUCAGGUCCUCAGCUUGCUGGAUCUCUGGACUACAAUGUAGUUCACAGUCUAUAUAAUAAAGGGUUUAUUUACCUUGAUGUACCAAUCUCAGAUGAUAGUUGCAUAGCAGUGCCCCCGCUUGAAGGUUUUGUUAUGAACAGAGUUCAGGGCGAUUAUUUUGAAACUCUGCUGUACAAGAUAUUUGUUUCAAUAGAUGAACAUACAAAUGUGGCAGAGCUUGCGAAUGUCCUAGAGAUAGACCUGUCACUAGUGAAGAAUGCUGUUUCCAUGUACUGCCGGUUAGGUUUCGCUCAUAAGAAGGGCCAAGUAAUAAAUCUAGAUAAUCUUCAUUCCUCAUGGCGAAAUGUUCCAUCUAUAAACAGGCUGAAAACUACUUUGGACCCACAGAAGAUGCUCUUAUCCUGGGAAAAUGCGGAGAGCAGGAGUCCAGUACAGGAGGCUGGAUCAUCUGCUACAGACACAGAUACAAAUAGUCAAGAUGACCAAGGUGACACUGCCAGUGUGAGCAGCUUGAGCAUAUCUAGUGGGCACACAAAGCGCAUCGCCUUCCUGUUUGAUUCAACUCUUACUGCCUUUUUAAUGAUGGGGAAUCUCUCUCCAAAUUUGAAAAGUCAUGCAGUCACCAUGUUUGAAGUGGGAAAAUUGUCAGAUGAGUCUCUGGACAGUUUUCUUGUAGAACUUGAAAAGGUUCAGAGCACGGGAGAGGGUGAAGCUCAAAGAUACUUUGAUCAUGCACUUACUCUGCGAAACACCAUACUGUUUCUGAGACACAAUAAGGAUCUAGUGGCUCAAGUUACACAGCCUGAGCAGCCCAAUAAUGGCUUUCCUCUGGAUUUACUGCGCUGUGAAAGCUUGCUUGGCUUGGAUCCUGCAACAUGCAGCAGAGUUCUGAACAAGAACUACACACUGCUCGUCUCCAUGGCACCUCUCACCAACGAAAUCCGACCCAUCAGCAGUUGUACACCCCAGCAUAUUGGGCCAGCUAUUCCAGAAGUUAGCUCAGUAUGGUUCAAACUCUACAUUUAUCACAUUACUGGACAAGGGCCUCCAUCUUUGUUGUUAUCUAAAGGAACAAGGCUUCGGAAACUGCCAGAAAUCUUUCAGGGUUAUGACCGCUUAUUAAUUACGUCUUGGGGGCAUGACCCAGGAGUGGUCCCUACUUCAAAUGUGCUGACCAUGUUGAAUGAUGCUUUGACUCAUUCUGCUGUUCUGAUUCAGGGACAUGGGGUGCAUGGUAUAGGAGAGACCAUCCAUAUGCCAUUCCCAUUUGAUGAAACAGAACAGCAAGGAGAAUUUUCUCGUCUCAACAUGGGUGUUCAUGAAGCGCUGAAGAUACUGAGGGAGAAGAUGGAUUUGCAGCACUUCUGUGGCUACGUAACCAUGUUGAACCCUUUUAGUCACAGUGCGAACAGAAAGCUGAGUGAUGCUUCGGAUGGAAAAGGUGAGCCUGAGCUGGCCCUGGGCUCAGAUGUAAAUGGAAGCACAGAGUCGUUUGAAAUGGUCAUUGAAGAGCCAUCCAUAGAUCCUGUGGCAAAGCAAAACCCUGAAGUUCCCACAACCGAACUGGAAUGGGUUCCCUUGGAAUUGUGCUUUGGAAUUCCGCUCUUCAGCUCUGAAUUAAACAGGAAAGUCUGCCGAAAAAUUGCAAGCCAUGGACUGUGUAGCAGAGAGAGCCUUCAAAAACUGUUACAUUCCAGUAGAAAACUUUCUCUACAGGUUCUUAGCUUUGUUCAUUCAUUCCAGGAAAGCAUUUCAACAGUGGAAUUACUUUCAGAAGUCAGUUUCUCUUGCUCUUCUACUUCAAGUUUACUUUCACAUCCAGCUGCUGCGGACACAGGCGUCCCACUUCCUGCAAAGAAUCUCAUGUUCAAGGAUGGGGUGCUGUCAGAAUGGAACGGACGGUCUCCCUCUUCUGUUCUUAUUGCAACCAUCCCACCUGAACACCCCCAAAUAGUUUGAGGGCUCACCAUGUCUUGUUCACAUUUUGCCUUUUUAUUCCUUGGUAAUAAGUUGCAUUCAACUUAACAGUGCCAAUCUUCUCCGAAGUGUAAAUCUACAGCAGCAUGACCUCUGCAAUGAUAGUGUUAUUAAAGUGUGUAGUGUUGCACUCGACUCGGGAGAGAUAUGUCUUAUCUUACCUUACCUGUUCAUUUACUGCAUGUCCUGCUGCAACCGAAAGCUUCUUAGUUGUCAGCCCGUCUCUCUUUGUAUCUCAAGACAAUCAAUCCUUUCUUUUGCAAGUAAAUGCACCCUUCGUUAGGCCUUCUGAUUGUUGAAUUUCUAUGCUAUGCAUUUCUAUGCCAUUACGAUAGAGAAGAGAAAUUUUUAUACACAAAGUGAUACAGACCUUAAAUUUGGCUUUUUAAAAUUGUAUAACACGCAACAAUUUUAGGCAUUAGAGAGGCACAAAUGGUAUUCAAAUAGUGUAGCAAAAAAUAUCUGUGACUCUGGCGAUGCUAUUGGGGGAGAGAACGAGGGCUGAUGAGCUUCCCUACAUAUUAAGAAUUUGGAAAGAUUGGUAUCGUAGUGUUGAUGUUUUGUAAACAGUUUUAAUCUCAACCUUAAAACCACUUCAUGGGCAAAUAUGUAGUGAGUGGGCCAAUUCCCCCCCCCCCAAAAAAAAACUUUGUGAAACCUCACUGGUAGAAUUACACCAGAGUUAAAUGUGGUGCUGCCUGAGCAUAGGAGUCCUUUUUUAUGGGCUGUUUUUCUUGAGCUUUGUCGUAUUUGCAAAUCUGCAAUAUACCAGAAACAAAAAAAAAGCAACUUCCAGUCUUUUGCUCGUACCAUUAUUAUUAUUAUCUUUUGUCCAAAGUUAAAUUUAGAGCCUGCUCACACGGCCACCUCAUUAUGGGAGAACUGUUUAAAAAGAAGUCUGUCCACAGUCUGCCAGUUGUUUGAACCCAUCGCCACCUUGGGAGCUUUGUUUAUCACAAAAAUGUUAAUUGUGUUUCGAUUGUUUCUAGAUUUUUAUUAAUGUUCCCUUCCUAGAAGGGUAGGAGAAAUGUACGCAUUGUUAUGUUAACAGUUAACUUUACAUAGUUUAUACAGACUCUGUACUGCAAGUUUUGCUAAUUUGGGGGUCUUCUCAGCAGCUGUGAUAUGUAGAUAUGCAGAUGAAAAAAAAGUUAAAAAUUAGAACCUUUGAUGUCAAAUCAGUGUGGUCUGAAAUGUUAGGUAACCGGGCUUUGAGGGUGGACGGUAUAGGGUUUUUUAAAAAUGUGUAUUAGCAGACUUCGAUGGAUAUUUUGGGGACCAAGAACCCAGAGAACAUUUUGAAAGAUAUGAUAAUAGGAUGCAGCAGCUCCAGGAUCCUCUGUGUGUGAGUGUGUGUGUGAUCUUGUGUGUUUAUAACAGAUUUGUUAUGCAUAUUUUGAAAAGUCUGGAAAAUUGUACAAUUGUUUUUCAUUCUAUUUGAACUUAUUCCUUCUUAUAUGUGCGCUCUUUUUUCCCCCUUCCUAUUUAUAUGUAUCAGUUCUGCAAAUGAAGGAUUCAGUUUCAACUGAAAAGCAGGAAUGAACAACAGUUUACCUGAAUGGUUAUUUGUCUGUCUGUCUCUCCCCCUUCUCUGUUUCAUUCUGUUUCCCCUAUAAUAUGAGCAGGACUCUGAUGCUGCAUGUGACGUAGCGCUUCACCUGGUGGAGUCAAUAUGCACAUUAAUAUUUCAGGUCUUUUUUUCUCGUGGGAGAUAAGAAAGUAAGCAGGCCAAUAGUGAGAAGCCUUGCAUUGCUGUGACAUGAGUAUAUUGAAGGUGGCUGUCAUAUUUAAUUGAAGCAGGUGAGGUUUGAUACUUGUGUAUACAUUAUUAAAUAGGCUAUAUGUCCUCCACCAGGGAAUAAAGCUGUAGACCAGCAGGGCAAUCUGAGCAUGGUAAGAUCACUAGCCGGCUUGUUUCUUCUGUUGAAAGAAAGCCAAGGGCCUAAUCAGGUAAGGUUGUGAUGUGAAUUGAAACUGAGUGCAGUUCACAACCAGCAGUCUGAAAUACUUUAGGGCUGAUAAGAAGAAUUAUAAAGCCCUGCCUUUGUCUGGCCCUUUAUAUCUAACAGCAACAUGAUAGUUUAUUAGACCAGGACAUAUAGUGACAGGUGGAAGUUUAACCCACAAUGUUACUACUCAGCUGUAUUUCAUCUCCUAUAUCUGGACCCUUUAUGGAGAAUUUUCAGUGCAGGGGGAGAGGAGCCUUACUGAAAGUGUUUUCAGCUGCACAACCUUGUCACAUCAAGGAAAAGGUAAAAUGGCUUUCUCUGUCAAGUUUCAUUUUGAAAUCCCCCCCAACUUUAGUACUCCUGCCACAGUGACUGUAGAGAGGUGGAAACUCCCACAAAACUCGGCUUGAGUCCAAUGUGCUAUUUUACUCCUCAACCCUAAGAUGCCAUCUUACCCUGCUUUCUAAUUGUUACACCUGUUCACAAGUAAAGCUAGUUUCAAGUAUGCUGUCAUUUGGAAGCAGUUGUAAAUGUGUAAUCAAGGUGGCUUAAUCAAGGUGGCCCUGCCUUUAUUGCUGAUCUUACCACAGUCCACUAAAAGAGUGCUGCAAACCUUACAUUGGCCCAAAUCCCCUUGCUUCAUUAUGCAUGACACAAAUGGAGCGAUGUUUGGAAGCAAUUUGCCUCAAGUUAAGAAAUCAGAAUAGACAUUAUCUGUUGUAUACCAAACUGUAUGGCUUAGCAUGCAACUUACAAUGUCUCUGAUGAUUUCUUGGAGCAGUUUGCUUCCAAAAAGUUACACUAUUUGCCUAGUUAUGCAAAGGGAUUUUGGCCAGAUGGGGUAUGGCACAGGGUGCUUAAAGGUCAGUAGUGGCUAUAUUCCAUGGGUGAUUUGAGAGUGGAAGAGGAGUAAGAAUCAUUCCAAGCUAUGACUGUGUCUCACUCUUGGGAGAAAACCCCUUCAUUGUGGAAACCUAAGAUACAAAACAGUUGCUUAAUCUUUCCAUCAUUUAUCCAUCUCAACACUUUUGUUACAUUUUAGAUGUGAAAAAAAUGUAUUAUUCAACUGUGAAUCAAGGCACAACCCGUGUUCAACCAAAAAUUUUUUUUAAUUUGUUGGUUCUUAAUCCUUUCUUUUUAUUUCCCAACAACUUUUAACUUUCUAAGAAUCAAGUUUGUGAUGUUUUAGGCCUCAUCAUUUCACAGUUUUGUCUAUGUGCUUCAUGAAUAAGAUGUAUUCUGCUGCUUGAAUUUGGGAAUAAAGGAGGCACUCAGAAAUAGCAUUUUUAACUGGACUCGCCUUGAAAGACUUGAGUUUUUCAAGACUGGUUUCACUGGGAUAUCUUUAUAUGUAUCUUUCUUUGUACGUACUGUACUUUCUCUCUUCCAGCUUCCUCUCAACUUGAAGUUUUUCAAUAGUGCUCUUAUUUUCCUCUGUAUUUCUUUCUCCAGUGUUUCUGACACCAGUUGUAUAUUUUGAAGGUUUUAAAGUGCAGGAGUCUUGACAACUGUAAAGCAACCCAGUUGCUUUGUUUCUAGUUUGACUUUAAUAGUAUACGGUGAAAUGUACAAAAAUCUGGUAUUCAAUUAAAUUAUUGGAGCAUAUAACAAAUGUUUACAAAAUAAAGCUGUGUUGCUGGUCAUGA
Messenger RNA from Pogona vitticeps (central bearded dragon), 6130 nucleotides. The record is from RefSeq and is a predicted model, not a curated record. NCBI's taxonomy places the organism in Eukaryota, Metazoa, Chordata, Lepidosauria, Squamata, Agamidae.